Hansenula ciferrii is the source of this 2718-nucleotide messenger RNA. RefSeq names its product replication factor C subunit 1 (gene RFC1). NCBI's taxonomy places the organism in Eukaryota, Fungi, Ascomycota, Saccharomycetes, Phaffomycetales, Wickerhamomycetaceae. Bases 1 to 2718 code for a protein of 905 amino acids. Gene Ontology annotation, biological process: DNA repair; DNA replication. The record is from RefSeq and is a predicted model, not a curated record. Gene Ontology annotation, molecular function: ATP hydrolysis activity; DNA clamp loader activity; DNA binding. The transcript is spliced from 2 exons. Gene Ontology annotation, cellular component: nucleus; DNA replication factor C complex.
AUGGUGGAUAUCAGAGACUUCUUUGGGAACAAGAAAGGUGGUUCUGCGAAGACAGCUCCAAAAACUACAAAGCAGACUCCUGCUAAAAGAUCCAAGACAAUUGCCAUCUCAGAUGAUGAUGAAGAUGAUAUCGUUGAAGUCAGCAAACCGAAAAGAGCUAAAACUGAAGGUUCUGCUCCUACAAAAUCUGAACAUUUCACAAAGAAGGAAUCAAAAGCUCCAUCAACAGCACCAGCACCAGUUAAAAGUACACCAAAAGAAGCUUCAAAACCAAAGAAAAAAUCAAAUGAUGAUGAUUUUGUUGUUAGUGAUGAUGAUUUCAUAGAUCUGGAUGAUGAAGAUGAUGAUUUCUUUGCCGAAGAAUUGAAAGAAUUGGAUAAUUUACCAAAAGAUAGAACAUCAACAAGAACAAAUACCACAGUAGAGGAUAAACCAACACCACCUCCACCAGCAAAAUCAACAAAAGCGGCUCCUCAAACUAAGGCCAAACCAGCUCCAAAACCAAGUCCCAAAAAGAAAUCACCAGCGCCUGCCAAAUCAUCAGUUAAAUCUUCAAGUGGCGGUGGUGAUGUUACUGCAUUAGAUGUUCUUGCUAAAAUUACAGAUGCUGAUUUACCAGAAGAUAUCCCAACAGGUGAAGGAUUCAAUUAUCAUGCUUUUAAAGCUCGUCAAAAUGAUUUACCAGUUCAAACAGGUGCUUUUGAGAUUCCAGAAGGUGCACCAAAUUGUUUAACUGGAUUAACAAUUGUUUUCACUGGUGUAUUACCAAAUAUCCCAAGAGAUGAUGCUGAAGGUAUUGCUAAAAAAUAUGGUGCUAAAGUUACUAAAUCAAUUUCAUCUAAAACUACUGUUGUUGUCUUGGGUGAAGAAGCUGGUCCAAGUAAAGUGAGGAAGAUUAAACAACUGAAAAUUAAAGCUAUAACAGAAGAAGGUUUUAUUCAAUUAAUUAAAGGUAUGCCAGAAGAAGGUGGUGAUGGUGCUGAAGCUGAAAAGGCAAGAGCUAGAAGAGAAGAAGAAGAAAGAAAAGCUAUUGAAGAAUCUCAAAGAAUGCAAGAAGAAGAAGAAGCUGCAGCUAAAAAAAGAGAUGCAGCAAUUAAAAAAGCUCAAAAUUCAGGUAAUUAUGCAAAUAGUUCUAAACUGAAGACAGAUUCUGAAAAAUUAUGGACAGUUAGAUAUGCACCAACAAAUAUUUCACAAAUUUGUGGUAAUAAAAGUUCUGUUCAAAAAUUACAAAGUUGGUUAGAAAGUUGGCCAUCAAAAUUUGGUAAUAGAAAACCUCAAAAGGGUGAAAGUGAAUUAAGAGCUGUCUUGAUUCAUGGUCCACCAGGAAUUGGUAAAACAACUGCAGCACAUCUUGUUGCUAAAUCAUUAGGUUAUGAUGUUUUGGAGAAGAAUGCAUCAGAUGUUCGUUCUAAAGGUUUGCUUAAUAGUGGUGUUGGUAAUAUUUUAAAUAAUACUUCAGUUAUGGGUUAUUUCAAUCCAGAAGCUCAUGCUACAGCUGAAAAUGGAGCAAAAUUUUGUUUAAUUAUGGAUGAAGUUGAUGGUAUGUCUGGUGGUGAUAGAGGUGGUGUUGGACAAUUAGCUUCAUAUUGUCGUACAACUCAAGUUCCAAUGAUUUUAAUUUGUAAUGAUAAAUCAUUACCUAAAAUGAGACCAUUUGAUAGAGUUACUAUAGAUUUACCAUUUAGAAGACCAUCAGCAAGAGAAAUGAAAUCAAGAUUAAUGACUAUUGCAUUAAGAGAAAAAAUUAAAUUAGAUCCAAAUAUUAUUGAUCAAUUAGUUCAAGCUACAAGUAAUGAUAUUAGACAAAUUAUUAAUUUAUUAUCAACGGUUUCAAGUACACAAAAGACUAUAAAUUCAGAAAAUUCCAAAGAUAUAAGUGAAGCUUGGAAGAAAAACAUUGCAUUAAAACCAUUUGAUAUUAUUCCAAGAUUAUUAAGUGGACAAAAUUAUUCAAAAGUUUCACAAGUUCCAUUAUUUAAAAAAAUGGAAUAUUAUUUUGAUGAUCAUGCAUUUGUACCAUUAAUGUUACAAGAAAAUUAUUUAAAUUCUAAACCAGUUAAUGGUAAUACCAAGACAAAACAUUUAGAAUUAGUUGCCAAAGCUGCAGAUUCUAUAUCACAAGGUGAUUUAGUUGAUAAAAAAAUUCAUAGUGCAGAACAACAAUGGAGUCUUAUGCCAUUACAUGCUAUUAUGUCCACAGUUAGACCAGCUUCAUUUGUUGCAGGACAAGUAGGUGGACGUAUAAAUUUUACUGGUUGGUUAGGACAAAAUUCCAAGACUGGUAAAUAUACUAGAUUAUUAACAGAAUUACAAUAUCGUUCCAGGUUACGUACAUCAACGGAUCAAACUGAAUUUAGAUUAGAAUAUAUUCCAUUAUUAGCCAAAAAAUUAUUAGAUCCUUUAGUUUCACAAGGUGCAGAUGGUAUUGAAGAAACAAUUUCCAUAUUAGAUCAUUAUUACCUAAGUAAAACAGAUUGGGAUUUCCUCUUAGAAUUCCCAAUUGGUGAAGAUUCCACAGCUGCUAAAUUGAAGAAAGUUGCUACUGCUACCAAAUCCAAAUUUACUAGAAAAUAUAACUCAACUUCACAUCCAAUGUCAAUUUAUAAACCUGGAUUAUCUACUGGAGUCAAUGGUAAAACCAAGAAGGAGAAACCAGAUCUAGAUGAAGCACCAGAAGACGAUCCAGAACCGGAAGAAGACCUCAUAGAUGAGUAA